CAGGAGAAACAACGGAUGAGUUAUAUUGAAAGAGUAGGGGAAAAGACGAUUAAAGUCAUUAAACCCGAGAAUAAAAAAAGCAACUACCAUCUUGAGAGGAUAUAUCGUAGUGUUGAAGAGGAGCUAAACGAACCCUUAUUAGGUAUAUAUCACUUAGAGACAUUAGGCGAUAUCAAGGACAAGGCUCGUAUAAUAAAAUGCUUACCACUGUGCCCACAUCAGCUGUUGGGAGGAUCCCCUUUGAGCAGUACGUGCAAGACAUUCAUAAGAAGACAAACACGAUAAUAAAAAGUGGUGUUAACUUGAUAAAAGUCAGGCGGAACGACUCGAUGAAGGACAAAAUCGAGCAUGUGUUAGAGGGAAUGAAGGGAAACGUUCUUGUAGUUGCCAAGGGAGAAGGUAUAGGCAAACUUGUAUCUGUCGUGGAAAUAUCUAUGGGAAAAAAUGCCAAUCAAUCCAUACGACAAUUUAACAAACUUGAAGGAUUCGUGGAAAGGAAAAAGAGUUCUGAAAAUUCCGAGGCGGUGAACGAAACAGCAGACUGUGUACAAGUGCGAACCGUGCCGCUAAUGUGUGUGUUGCUAGUACACGGGAGCGAUGGAGACGAGAUAGAGAGGGAGUUAGAGGAGAGCAAAUGGACAGUUCAACAUAGAUGAAGAGUCGGAACGGAGCAGGAUAAGGAUAAAGAGUGUGAUAUUUGAUAAAAAUAAUAAGUACGGCAAAGGCGGGCAAGGAUAUACUGCAAACAGGUCGAAUGCGAAUUCAUAUUACUGCAAUUCUGUUUCAGGGCAUGGGAGCGAAAGGAUACUUCCUGACCGAACCACCUUCACCAGGGGGGGAAGAGUGUGAGUCUAAAAAUAAUCUUAUAGGUAGUCAGACUAGGGUGUGAACUCUCCACCCAAGCGUGUAAUGUACAAAGCCCACAACUGGAGUCAACCGACUUA
Molecule: messenger RNA, 944 nt
Organism: [Candida] anglica
Lineage: Eukaryota; Fungi; Ascomycota; Pichiomycetes; Serinales; Debaryomycetaceae
Source: the annotation of a GenBank genome assembly